This is a messenger RNA of Linepithema humile (Argentine ant), 4858 nucleotides long. The record is from RefSeq and is a predicted model, not a curated record. NCBI's taxonomy places the organism in Eukaryota, Metazoa, Arthropoda, Insecta, Hymenoptera, Formicidae.
CGAGAAACUUUCUCUGUGUGUGCAUUUGUUUGUGAAAUUCGUCAUAUUGUUUUUAUUUAGUUCUUUUAUUUGGAUUCGCCGACUUCAGAAAGUUGCGUUUCUCGGCGACGGGGCGUUCUUCGUGAAUCAGGAGUAUUCUCCAACGGAUCAGCGGAACAAGAAAAAGAAUUGGAGUUGAAGUUAAUAAAUCAUCUAUCAUGGCAGCGUUUAAUUGGGGUACGGAUGAUGGAGGAGCGGCUGGUGAAGGGUGAAUACUGCCUGAGCACAUCCGGUGUUGGAUCUCCGCCGCAUUCGCUACCGUCAACUUCCGGUACGCAGAAUGACAAGAUCGAGGAUGUUCAUUGUGCUUGCAUAUCGAAGCUAGAGACUCAAGUCGAAGAACAGAGGCAAUUACGGCUGCAAGACGCUAGGCAGGUGGAAGCGAAAGCAGCGAGGAUAAAGGAAUGGGUCACUAAUAAGUUGAGAGAACUGGAACAGCAGAAUCAACAUCUGAGAGAGCAGAACAACAAGUGCAACCAGCAGCUCGAGUUGUUGCGCAAUCACAUUACUAAUAUCGGACUCAAACCACCUGCGCCCACGAGAGCGUCGCUGUCGCUGGAAGUAGAUCCCACCUUACGUAUCGAUCGUAGACGAUCGGAAAGCCUAGAGGGUACCCCGCAAACGGCACCGGAGUGCGUGCAGAACAUCGCGGCGGAGCCGCAAGCGAGCACAAAGCACCGGAGACAUUUAUCUGCUUGCGGCACCAUUCAACGAGGAAUUGCAACCGCCAAUAUGGAUUCGAGUCUGCUGUCCGAGGAAUUAGCCGCGGCGGUGGAGAAUCUGGUGAUGCUACCGAAUAUACCCGGUGUUUCGGAGGCGAGCAGAGACAGCGGCAGCUCGGAAGCGUUACAUGACUAUGCUGAGAUAUAUACACCCAGCCGAGAGGGCAUGAACUGGCUGCAGGGAGGUGGACAACCUCGUCCGCCGACCCCGCCAUUGCACAGAUUUCCCAGUUGGGAGGCAAAAAUAUAUCAGGUAGCAGACGGUGGCCUUGGCAUCGGUCCACCGACGAACGAGGAGUCCGCACCCUCCACAAUGACCAACACGAGUUCGUCAAAGCAUUCCCAGGCCACAGGACACAAUUUGACAGCACAUAACUCUCAAGGCUACUGCGAUAUUUCUGUUCCGGUGUACGCCACAGUCAAAGGACGUGCCAGUCAAAUUAGAUCCAUGCCUUUCGGUGACAGCUCCGAUGACAGUUCUGACGGGGAAGAACAUCCGAAUCAAACUGAGACCAAUACCAGAAUUACGAAUAGUUCGUCCGAUAAUACGGAUUCCUCUCUCGGUAGCGGAAGCAGUCCUUCAAAAAGUAUCAAAACCACCAGUAGUCUCAGCCCAGCAAAAAGAAGUUCCAGCGGCUCGCCUAGUAAAAGCGUAAAACAUACUUCUCUCGAGUCAGGAUUGUCCGAGGAUUAUGCAAUACCUCCGGAUGCACUUAGUUCGACAUCUCUAGAAUCCAGCAUGCCUAGUUUGUUGAUGCGUGUUUCCGGCGAAAGUCCAAAAAGGCUGGAAUCCCUCGAAAAGACGGGUCAUCUAGCCAAAUUAGGUGGCAAGUUAAAAACUUGGCGAAAGCGAUGGUUCGUUCUGAAAAACGGUGUAUUAACUUAUUGGAAGAGUCAAAAUGACGUCAAUCGGAAACCUCAAGGCCAAAUAAUCUUGGACGAAGUCUGCAGAAUUAAUAGAGCCGAAGGUGCGGCCACUUUUGAAAUAGCCACCGGUAAGAAGACGUAUUAUUUGACCGCGGAUUGCAUCGCUACGAUGGAGGAUUGGAUAAGAGUGCUACAGAAUGUACAGAGGCGAAACGCGACGAAACUCCUGCUGAGCAAAGAGGAUAACAAGCCGUCGAUACAGGGCUGGUUAACAAAAGUAAAGAACGGCCACGCGAAGAAGUGUUGGUGUGUGCUCAUCGGCAAGAUGUUUCUGUAUUUCAAAUGCCCCGGUGAUACGAAUCCAAUUGGUCAAAUCAACAUGAGGGACGCCCGAGUGGAGGAGGUAGAACACGUGUCGGACAGUGACAGCGAAGAGAGAGACGCCGAGUGUCCGCAUGAGAGGACGAUAGGCAUCUUUCCGACGCAUCAAGGCCCGACGUACCUGCUGAUGCCACACAAACAGGAUAAGGAUAACUGGCUUUAUCACUUGACAGUGGUGUCGGGCGGCGGACCAAGUGCGGGCACACAGUACGAGCAGCUAGUACAAAGACUGAUGGAGACUGACGGUGAUCCCAGUUGCGUGCUGUGGCGUCAUCCCCUGCUGUUACACACAAAAGAGAGCAUCACAAGCCCGCUGACCAGCCUGACCUCCGAAUCUUUACAGACCGAAGCCAUAAAGCUCUUCAAGGCCUGUCAACUGUUUAUGUCGGUGGCAGUAGAACAAGCAGGUAUCGACUACCAUGUGGUUCUAGCGCAAAACGCAUUGCAGCAAUGCCUAGAUCAGCCUGAACUUCAGUCUGAAUUUAUAUGCGCACUGGUAAAGCAGACAAGUCGUCACACGCAACAUCGUUUGGGCGUACAGGUAAAAAAGGCCGCCAGACUUGUGUCACUGGGUACUGCGCGCGUUCAGCUCCUCCUCUGCGCCACGCAAUCGCUCUUCACCUGCGAUACGCAAAGUCCCGCGGCAAACGGCAGCGGUGAAAAUGCGGACGCGCAAUCAACGGCCUCGACUUCUCACAGUCCUCCGCUCACGCAGGGCCACUCGACUUCCACUAUCUUGGACUGCAAAACUAAUCCCGCGCAGUACGUGCUUAUCCAAGGAUGGCAACUCCUAGCGCUCGCCGUGUCUCUCUUCCUGCCCAGGAACAACCGGCUAUUGUGGUACCUGAAAUUGCACCUGCAAAGAAACGCCGACAGCAAAACGGAAUGCGGCAAGUACGCGGCUUACUGCGAAAGAGCCUUGGAAAGAACAUUGCAGAACGGUGGUAGAGAGGUGAAGCCCUCAAGGAUGGAAGUGCUAUCGAUACUGAUGAAGAAUCCGUAUCAUCACUCAUUGCCACACGCCAUACCGGUUCACUUUUUGAACGGCACGUAUCAGGUCGUAAGCUUCGACGGUAGCACCACGAUAGAGGAAUUUUUGAAUACGCUGAAUCAGGAGAUCGGCUGUAGGGAUGUUCAUCAAUCCGGCUUCACGCUGUUUAGCGAUGAUCCGAUCGAAAAGGAUCUCGAACAUUUCAUCGAUCUGCAAGCGAAGUUAUGUGAUAUUAUUUCGAAAUGGGAGACUGCGUUACGAGAGAAGGGCUCAGGAAAAUUCGAGAACACUAGAGUGAUACAAUUGACGUACAAAUCGCGUUGCUAUUGGCGGCAAGCUGCUAAAAUGGAAACGGACAAGGAGAGGCUUCUAUUAUGUUACCAAGUGAAUCAACAAGUUGUGCAUGGAAAGUUUCCUUUAAACCGUGAGCUUGCCUUCGAAUUGGCAUCGUUGAUGGCACAGAUUGAUUUUGGAGAGUACAACAAUGACAAAGCCCGCGGUAGCGGCGCUGGAAGUAAUCCGCAUCAUCUCGUACUACAAGCUUUGGACAAAUUUUAUCCGCUCCGCUAUCGAACAAACAUUACCACCGAUCAAUUGAGGGAAUUGCAGGAGAAGCUGCAGGAGAAGUGGAUCGCUUUGAAAGGACGUAGCGUAUUGGAUUGCGUUCGUAUAUAUCUCACAUGCACCAGAAAGUGGCCUUUCUUCGGAGCUACCUUGUAUCAAGCAAAGCUAAAGCAAAUUGACACUGUAACCGUUUGGAUAGCAGUUUCUGAGGACAGUGUAACGUUGCUCGAGUUACAGACGAUGGCGAUUAUGUGUCGUUACAAUUAUGCGAACAUAGUAACGUUCGGCGGCUGUUUGGACGAUUUUAUGCUUGUUGCUUGUCCAGACGAGGGUGCGGCCGAACAGAAAUUGCUGUUUGCACUUUCUAAACCCAAAAUUUUGGAAAUAACAUUACUAAUCGCUGAUUAUAUGAACGCGCUGGGCCACACGUUACCGGGCACUCCGCAAAUGAACACUCUAACACGCAAUGGAUCACACCGAUCCAUCAAAUCGACUCUGAGACCUGCGACUGGUUCAAGCUGUCUUCCAACUCAACCUGAUAUAUUGAAAUCGACGCCUGAUCACCAAAGACCUUAAAAGCUGGGCUCGUUAAUUUUCGAAAAGACGAUUUCGAAAGAUGGACAUGUUUCUUGGAUACACGCGCGGAGAUCUGAUUACAACGCAUAUUUUCUUUUGUACAAAGGCAGCGUAAAAGUGCAGUAUUAAUAUCGUACAUUGCAACGUGCGGCACAUCAUUUUUUUUCACAAAAUGUAGUCGCAGUCGCAUUCAAAUCAUGUUUGCGUUUACGUCAUGUAUGCAUGUAAAUUAGUAAUGACUUAUAAGACCGUAUCUGUGUAAAUAUACUUAACAAUAAGCGCAAGAGCUAACUACGAAAGGUCGUCUAGGUGGCUUAAAAAGCGGUGACUGAAAUCGAAUCGAAUCGAAUCGAUCUAUAACACUGCCUAAUUAAUGUGCGCGAUUACACAUCGAAUAAUUUGAUCCCGCGGCAAAGUAUCAUGCUGAGACUUUUGCUACUGUAUUUAUAUAUUAAAUUAAAGACAAAACGAGACGCAUAAAAUAUUGCGUAACAGUGACAUAUUCACGUAUUGUGUAUAUAUUAAUCAAAGUUACUAAAUGUUUAGGAGUAUAAUGAGUGACACAGCGAUGCGUUCCUUUCGAAUAAAAUUGUCGCGACCUAAGCAUACAUAACUACAUCGUUAUUGUCAUGUAAUUCGUAACGCAAUUUUUUUCUCAUUUUAUUGGUAACAAUUUUUAUUGCGUUUUUAUUGCUUCUGCCAGAAUUUUAAUUUAAUU